Molecule: messenger RNA, 582 nt
Organism: Linum tenue
Lineage: Eukaryota; Viridiplantae; Streptophyta; Magnoliopsida; Malpighiales; Linaceae
Source: the annotation of a GenBank genome assembly
AUGUCUUUCUCCCACUCCGACCACAACCACGAUCCCGACCGCCGAUCCCAGCAGCAACCACCGCAGCCCCGUCUCUACAACCCGUACCAGGACCUCAACACCCCGAUCAAAACCCUCUACAACCUACCCACAUCGCCGGAGUACCUCUUCUCGGAGGAAUCCGUCAAGCAGCGCCGCUCGUGGGGCGAGAAUCUCACCUUCUACACCGGCACCGCCUACCUGGGCGCCUCCGUCGGGGGAGGCGCCGCGGGGCUCUACUCAGCGGUCAAGGCGUUCGAGCCGAACGAUACGCUCAAGCUCAAGGUGAAUCGCGUCCUCAAUAGCUCCGGCCACGUGGGCCGGGUCUGGGGGAACCGGACCGGGAUCGUCGGAUUGAUCUACGCGAUGGCAGAGAGUGGGAUUGUUGCGGCUACGGAUCGGGAUGACGUUUGGACCAGCGUUGCGGCCGGGCUCGGGACCGGCGCCGUUUGUAGGGCGGCGAGAGGGGUGAGGUCUGCUGCUGUCGCUGGGGCUUUGGGAGGGCUGGCUGCAGGAGCUGUGGUGGCUGGGAAGCAGGCGAUGAAGAGGUAUGCCAUGAUUUGA